AUGGCGACCCUAAUCAACUACGACUUGACAACAUUCAAGCAGGCAAAGCCCAACAAACGCCGGCUCCAAGACUUGCAACAUUCCGAGGCUAGAUCCCACGCUGCUCGGGUUUCAUAUUGGCGUAAAAGAAACCUUCCGUUGACAAAGACGCCACAGCAAGGCUUCAGCGACUUGGACAAAGGUGUCUCACCUGGUACAUCCUCCACAUCAGACCAGGAUGUCCAGAGUCUGCCUGGAAGUACCGGUGACAUUUUCCUGGAGAACAGGCACAGUGCCUCUUCGGGAGAGCUAACAUUUGUCCAUGAACAUGGCAGCGCUUCAGAAUCACCUUCUUGCGCAGUUGGAAGGCGAAAGCAUACUUCAUCGGUCUCACAUCGAGGUGAAUUGUCAGUCAGCAGUCAUCAUCGCACUCGCUCAGAUGGCAAUACUAAGGCGAAUGGGAGGCGAAUCGCGAAAAAAGUGGAGGAGAGUAGGGUAGAACACCUAGCGUUCACAAGGAAUCCAGACUACCUCUUCUUCGAACCCAUUGAUUCUUUGCGAGAUCACCAGAGAGGCGAUGUGAUUACAGCCCUGGAUCAGUACCUUAAUAAGUGGGCACCAGGGCAGAAACCAGGCUUAAGGCACCAGACCAAGGACAACCCACUCAUCAGAGAGGUGUUCUACUCAGCACUACAGAACAUCGAGCUCUUCGAAUCCAUCAUUGCUCUGAUGACGAGUUUCCAGGCUGCAGGGCAGAACUUCGAGAACCGACUGUGCAAUGUGUCUCUCUACCAUAAAGGCCGGGCAUUGGCAGGCAUUCGGUCCAAGUUGGGGUCUGGACUGGUCGACGAAGCCGUUAUGCUAUCGACCGUAUUUCUUAUGAUCAUCGACAACGUCUUCGCGGAGUAUGAAUCUUACCGAGCUCAUCUAGAUGGCCUUCGAAGGAUGGCAAUGGCCAUGCCAAGGAUUGACGAGACUCGCUAUGCCGGAGUUCUAUGGACUUUUCUUUCUUGGGCCGAGUCAAACGCAUUACUUUUAUUUGGGGACAGCAUUGGAUCUGGCGCUUCAGUGGACAUUAUGACCGCAACGAAUGGACAACCGCAGCGCAUGCCAAAGAUGACGCCUAAAACGAUCGCUGCACUCACGCCUGGAUUCAGAGAUAUUGCCGCGAGAAAACAAAUAUCCGCGCAACUCACUUCAACACUGGAAAGUACCAUCAGAUGGACAAAGUGUAUUGACGACCAGUCCGCAUGUCGCACCAAGAAUGACGAGGACUUCCUGGCGCGCUUCGACCCUCGUAUGAAUAACGCCAGAGCCAUGCGGCUCUCUUCGUGUCAUGAGAUACUGGAAAGGGCAAUUUGCAAAGCACUUUAUCUCUACCAUGCUAACGUGCUGGGAUGGUCCUGUCGAUGUGCCGUCUAUCAAAGUACAGUGCUCGAUCUUGCUGCCAUACUUCAAACGAAUACGCUGGAGGACGCUGGGCAUCAAGAGCUUUGGAUGUGGUUGGCGCUUCUCACUGCAAAUGCAGCCAGGAGAGGCAAGCUUGAGCAGGUGCAGAACGAGAUACUGGCUAAAUUAGCGACUGGCGCGGAGCGAUAUUGGUCGAUCGGCACUGUAAUUGAGAAGUUCCUUGUCCACAGCAUGUUGGAACGCGAGUGGAAACAGUGCUGGGAAUUGGCCAUGAUGGUGCAAAGUACGUAA
This is a messenger RNA of Exophiala spinifera, 1680 nucleotides long. RefSeq lists its product as uncharacterized. Bases 1 to 1680 code for a protein of 559 amino acids. NCBI's taxonomy places the organism in Eukaryota, Fungi, Ascomycota, Eurotiomycetes, Chaetothyriales, Herpotrichiellaceae. The record is from RefSeq and is a predicted model, not a curated record. The transcript has 4 exons.